AUGGAGUCAUGGCUUUCCGUGAUGAAGGCGUUGUUCGAGGAUAUCUACACCCUCGAGAAGGAUAAGGUUCGUCUGGCGGCUCACUGUUUAGAGGGGUCGGCUCGAUCAUGGUGGACGCGAGUGAAUAAUGGUCGGUCUUUGGAUCCGGCUACUAUGUCUUGGGAGGCGUUCCGGGAGAUCCUGUUAAUGGAGUACUUCCCAGAAAGCGACAAGCGGAAGAUCAAGGAGGACUUUCGCAAGUUAAGGCAAAGAAAUCGAACGGUGCGGGAGUACGAAAGGGAGUUCUCGCACAUGGUUGAUUGCGUUCCGGGCUUGGUUCAUGGAGACCGGGACCGAGCGGAGGUCUUCGAGUGCGGGCUGCGGCCGAAAAUAUUCAAGACUAUUCAUGCACUCCGGUUGAAGACUUACGAGAAGGUGCUCGAUCGCGCAUUAUGGGUAGAGCGCGGCAACGCCAUUGCGCGCGAGGAACGCGAGGCGUUUGAAAGGGACAAAGACAAGGAGAAGUCCAAGAAAUGA
Messenger RNA from Ananas comosus (pineapple), 516 nucleotides. RefSeq lists its product as uncharacterized. Lineage: Eukaryota; Viridiplantae; Streptophyta; Magnoliopsida; Poales; Bromeliaceae. The transcript has a single exon. The record is from RefSeq and is a predicted model, not a curated record. Bases 1 to 516 code for a protein of 171 amino acids.